Molecule: messenger RNA, 3942 nt
Organism: Lasiodiplodia theobromae
Lineage: Eukaryota; Fungi; Ascomycota; Dothideomycetes; Botryosphaeriales; Botryosphaeriaceae
Product: Xeroderma pigmentosum group G protein
Exons: 1
Coding region: 1-3942 (1313 amino acids)
Biological process (GO): nucleotide-excision repair
Cellular component (GO): nucleus
Molecular function (GO): single-stranded DNA binding; DNA endonuclease activity
Source: RefSeq, a predicted model, not a curated record
AUGGGCGUCACCGGCCUCUGGACCGUGGUGCAGCCGUGCGCGCGGCCGAUCAAGCUCGAGACGCUGAACAAGAAGCGGCUGGCGGUGGACGCGUCCAUCUGGAUCUACCAGUUCCUCAAGGCGGUGCGCGACAAGGAAGGAAACGCGCUGCGCAACAGCCACGUCGUGGGCUUCUUCCGCCGCAUCUGCAAGCUGCUGUUCGUCGGCAUCCGGCCCGUCUUCGUCUUCGACGGCGGCGCCCCGGCCCUCAAGCGCCAGACCAUCAGCGCACGCAGGCAGCGCCGCGAGGGCCGCCGCGAGGAUGCGGUCCGCACGGCGGGCAAGCUGCUCGCGGUGCAGAUGCAGCGCCGGGCUGAGGAGGAGGAGCAGAGGCGGAAGGAUGCGGCGAGGAGGAGAGAUGACGAGCCGGAGGAGGAGCGGAUCCCGGAAGAUGUGGUGUACGCGGAGGAGGUGGCGAUGACGGAGGGCGAAAGGCGCGCGGCCCGCGGCGGGUUCAAGAAGAAGGACGCGUACCACCUGCCGGAGCUGGACGUGUCGCUGUCGCAGAUGGGCGCGCCCAACGACCCGCGCAUCAUGUCGCUCGAGGAGCUCGAGGCGUACGCGCGCCAGUUCGAGCAGGGCGAGGACAUCAACGUCUACGACUUCUCCAAGAUCGACUUCGACAGCCCCUUCUUCCUGAGCCUGCCCGCCACCGACCGGUACAAUAUCUUGAACGCAGCCAGGCUGCGCAGCAGGCUGAGGAUGGGCUAUUCGAAGGAUCAGCUGGACAGCAUGUUUCAGGAUCGCAUGGCUUUCUCAAAGUUCCAGAUCGAGCGCGUGAGGGAGCGGAACGAGCUGACGCAGCGGUUGAUGAACAUCAAUAAUGGCGAUACGCUGUACGGAAUGGAUGCUGGCGGCCGAGUGGCUGGUGAGAAGAACAGGGAAUACGUUUUAGUCAAGAAUGAAGGCGUUGAAGGCGGCUGGGCGCUCGGCGUUGUGGACAAGGAUGAGGGCAGAUUCGACAAGCCUAUCGAUGUUGAUAGGAGUAGCCCUCCCAAGGAAGAGGAGGAUGAUCAAGAAUGGGAAGAUGAAGACGACUUUGAAGAUGUGCCCAUUGAAGGCCUUAAUCGGCUACCUAAGCAACAGCCUGCUGCCGAUGACAGUCGGACAGCGGACCUGACAAAACGACGCCAGGAAUUCUACAAAUCUCGGCAAGCUGGCACUACGAGGCGGCGCAAACCUCGGAGCGCUGAUCCAGACUCACUUUUCGUCGAAGCUGAAGAUGAGGAAGAAUGGGAGAACGUCGAAGUGGGUCAUGAGCAACAAAACGAAGACGAGGAAGAUGAGGAGCUUCAGCGAGCCAUCGCCAUGUCCUUACAGCAAGAUAACGAUGAGCCUUCAAAGCCGCAAGCACAAGCCGAAGAGGACGACGAGGAUGAAUUUCUUGAAGUCUUUGGGCAGCAAAGAGCAGAGGAAUCCAGGCCCUUCACCAAAGGCAGUGGUCUCGCCAUUGCGCGCAUGGCGAACAAUCGGAGUGCCAGGAUAGCAAAACCGGUAGCCGAAAGUGAUAGCGAGGACGAGAUGAACCUACAAGCAGCCCUCGCCGAGUCACGACAGUCGAAGCAUAAGUCGGCUCGCCCCGGACAGCCCCGCAAGGUAGCCACACCAGCGAAGCCUACAACGUCGACGCAGCCUGCUGCCAAGUCAUCAUCAAACGCGUCUGGUUUCAGCGGUCCUCUGCCGUUCGAGAAGCUUGAUCUGGGGAGCUCACUGCUGGGAAAGAAGAAGAUGCAGAAGCUGCAGGAAGAACAGGCAGGCGGGUUUGAGCGGCCUGAUGACGAGGAGAAAAAGAAAGCGAAGCCACUUCCUCCUUGGUUUGCCGAAAAUCGGGACGUGAGGGAUGAUUUCGCCGAGCAGAAGAGGCUGGAAGCAGAGCAACGAGAGCAGGAUCGGAAGGAAUUGGAGAAGGAGUUUGUGUUUGAAGAAACGCCAAGGCUGAGGAAGCACGAGACGAAUGAGGUCAUUGACCUUGAGGCGGAACCAUCUAAGGAGAAAGAGGUCAUCGAUAUUCAGUCUUCAGAGGAUGAGGAGGACUUGGAGAUGGAGGAUGUGAUGCCUGUCGAUCAUGAGCUUAGGAUGGGAGAUCUUGCGGACAAAGUGAGAGCUGAACCGCCGCAUGAGCCACCAUCCGUACCAGAAGCUCCAGCGCAGCCAACGCAAGAGCCGCCCAUGGUCAUUGAGACUAUGGCUCCGUCACAAGACCAGGAAAAGGCAGGUGAGUCGGAAGGAGAGCCCAUCGAAUGGUCGGAGAGCGAGACCGAGCAGCCCAAAAAUGAGCAUGUAAAAGGAAGAGGAGAGCAUGAAGCCAAUUCACAACCUGUUGGCGGUGAGGCGGAACCUCCAAAGUCACGGUCAUCCUCGCCAGAAUUCGAGACAGUCAUUGACACGGAGACGGCCCCCGAUCAGACUGUCAGGCCAUCGCCACCGCUUGCCGAUGUUCCAGAAGGUCCUGUUCCCACGUCCGGUUUUGCAGACCAGGAGAUGCUGGACGAUCAACCGGACGACGAGUCCAUCUACUCAGACCCGGAGGAUGAGGAGCUCUUCCGACAGCUGGCCGUCGAGGCCGAAGAGCACGCGCGCUUCGCAUCGACGCUCAACAACAAGUCUCAAGAAGCCAACGCGCUGGACUACGAGCGCGAGCUCAAGGCGCUGCGCACGCAGCAGAAGAAGGACCGGCGCGACGCGGACGAGGUGACGCAGACGAUGAUCGCCGAGUGCCAGCAGCUACUAUCACUAUUCGGGCUGCCGUACAUCACGGCGCCGAUGGAGGCCGAGGCGCAGUGCGCGGAGCUGGUGCGGCUGGGGCUGGUCGACGGCAUCGUGACGGACGACAGCGACACGUUCCUGUUCGGCGGCACGCGCGUCUACAAGAACAUGUUCAACCAGGCCAAGUUCGUCGAGUGCUACCUGGCCCAGGACCUGCAGGCCGAGUUCGGCCUCACGCGCGAGCGCCUCAUCGCCGUCGCCCAGCUGCUCGGCUCCGACUACACCGAGGGCAUCACCGGCGUCGGGCCCGUCACCGCGCUCGAGAUACUGUCGGAAUUCGGCUCCCUCGAGGCCUUUCGCGACUGGUGGAAGGAGGUCCAGUCCGGCGCCCGCCCGCGCGAGGCCGACGCCCACGUGCCUUUUCGCCGCCGCUUCCGCAAGGCUAACGCCACGAAGCUGUUCUUGCCGGCCAGUUUUCCCGACCCCCGCGUCGAGGAGGCGUACAUGAAGCCUGAGGUCGAUGAUGACGCGACCGGCUUCGCGUGGGGCGUGCCCGACCUCGACGCCCUGCGCCGCUUCCUCAUGAGCACCAUCGGUUGGUCCAGCGAGCGCACCGACGAGGUGCUCGUGCCCGUCAUCCGCGACAUGAACACGCGCGAGCGCGAGGGCACGCAGAGUAACAUCACGGCGUUUUUGGACAAGGGGAGUACCGUCGGUGCCGGGGCGUGGGCGCCGAGGAGGAGGGAUGAUGGCGGUGGGGCUGGUGGUGGGAGAGGGGGGAGGGCGAGGGGGAGCGGGAGGUUGGUUAAUGCGUUGAAGGGGAUUGGGGCUCGGGCGAGGAGGGAGGGGGGUGGGGGUGUGGAUGAUGCUGCUGAUGGUGAAGUUGAAGUUCAAGCUGUUUCCGAAGAGCGGGAGGAGCAAGACCAGGAGCCCACGCAGCGGACAGCGCGGAAAGGGAAGGGGGCGAAGAGGAAGAAGACUGUGGUUGAGGAUGAUGAAGACGAGGAAGAUGGGGGUGAUGGUGAUUUUGAGGAGGAAGUGGAUGGUGAUGCGGCGUACGAAGAGGAGCCGAAGAAGAAGAGGGUACGAAAGGGUGCAGCAAGCAAUGCGAGGGGCGGCAGAGGUAGAGGAAGAGGCCGUGGAAGGGGUGAGAGGGCGUUGAAUAACGCGGACUUCAUCCGAAGUGUGAUGGAUUGA